AUGAGCGCAGCCAUGCGAAGGACCAGUGGGAACGAGCUUUGCGUCCGCACCUUCCUGCUCGUGCCCGUGGCGGCGGUUUGCCUGCUGUUGGCCCGCGCCGCGCUGCUUAUGUGGUUCUACAGUUCCCCGCUGGUCGUGGCACUCUCCCCGGCCGCGGAGACGGGAGCGGGAGCCGGAUGGGCGGGAUCAUCAGGACUGCUCGACCGCGUGCUCGCGCUCGGCCCGAUCGAGCACGCACGACCUCGUCACCCACGACGACCAAAGGACGAGGCGGCGAUGUUCGCGGUACACGUCAGGCGAGGUGACCCCAAAAACGACGGGAGUCAAGCAGGGGAGGUGGAGAGGCUCGCCGCUCAGAGGCUCGCGAGGGACGACGGCGCGGAGAUGGAGGUUGGUGACGGACUCAACAUCGUACGCGCGCACUUCGUGUACGAGAACGACCUGACGGAUCCCCUCGAACCCGACGAGGUCGAGCGGUGGCUCGGUGGCGCGCCGGGCUCUGACUCGUCCAGGCUCGUCGAGGCUUCCAGGCGUCGAGAGCGCGACGCCGUGGGCGAGGCUUUCGACGAGUUCAGCGGCAUCUACGGGGCAGCCGUCAAGACCAAAGCAAUCCGGUGGUUGCACGAGUCUCCGUCCACGUACGACCGCGCGUGGGUGAUCGAACCCGACGUUGUCUACACCGGACGGUGGGCCGAGCUUUUCGCCUUUUACGACGAGAAAUAUCCACGCUCGGACCUCGUAUCAGUAAACAGCACCCACAGCACCGGAGGGUCGAGCUGGGCCCACGCUGCGGAGUGCACGCUCUGCUCAGAGGGCGAUGGACGGUGGCAGACGGCGUUCCUGCCGGUGUUCAGGAUAUCUCGAAGGCUCGCGUCCGCGGUUCUCGAGACCCUCCGCUCCAACCGCACAGGUCACCACGAGGCUCUCCUGCCAACCGUGUGCGAGAGACUUUCGUGGUGCGAGUGGACCAGCAUCAGCCACGGGGACAUAUACAGGUACCGUCCAUUCAUUGCGUUAGACGAGGCGGAGCAAAGCGCGAAGCCCGGAAGGCUGUACCACCCGGUCAAGUCCGCUGAUGUUUUAAGGGCGCUGGCACGCGUGGAGGAGGUUUGA
Molecule: messenger RNA, 1113 nt
Organism: Micromonas commoda
Lineage: Eukaryota; Viridiplantae; Chlorophyta; Mamiellophyceae; Mamiellales; Mamiellaceae
Exons: 1
Coding region: 1-1113 (370 amino acids)
Source: RefSeq, a predicted model, not a curated record